AUGCAGCGCGGAGGCCCCUCCACGGCCGCCCCGCGGCGCCGCCACCUGAGCCGCCGGCUGGGCCGCGCGCAGGACCGGGCGCUGGGCGGCGGCCUCUUCCUGCUGCGGGAGAGCGGCCCCACCGGCUUCCUGCUGCGGGAGGAGGCGCCCGCGCCGCGGGACUUCCGAGUUCUCCUGGGAAACCCGCACACCUGCAACUGCCCCGAGUUCCAGAAGUGGGGCGAGCUGUGCAAGCACAUCUGCUGGAUCUUGUUGAAAAAAUUCAAGCUUCCAAGGAAUCAUGAAUAUGCUCUGCAGCUGGGCCUGGUGGAAGGAGAGAUCGAGGAGCUGCUCCGGGGCGUGAACCGCGUGCCGACUCCCCCCACGCCAGCCAGCGACCCCCACGCACACACGGAGGCCGGCGGCGGCGGCGGCGGCGGCGGCGGGCGCGCGGAGCAGAAGGAGAUCGGCCCCGAGGACAUCUGCCCCAUCUGCCAGGAGGCGCUGCUGGACAGGAGGCUGCCCGUCACCUUCUGCAGGUUCGGCUGUGGCAACAACGUGCACAUCGGAUGCAUGAAGAUCCUGGCCAACUACCAGGACGCCGCGGCGAGCACCGCCAUGGUGAGGUGCCCCCUGUGCCGGGAGGACUUCGCGCCGCUGGACCGCAUUCUGGAGGAAUUCAGAAACGCCAGCACACUGGUGACCCUGGCGGAGAGGGAGCGCCUGGACCGGCAGCUGGGGCUCCCCUGCAACGGCUGCCUGCGGUGCCCCAUCGAGGGGCCGUGCUACAAGUGCGCCCGGUGCGAGGAGUACCACCUGUGCCAGGCCUGCUUCAACAGCCGCUGCCACGGCGCCCACGCCUUCACCUUCCGGGAGAAGAGAAAUCAGAGAUGGAAAUCGCUAGAAAAAAGACCAGGUGGAGCUGAGAAACACACAGAUGUUAAAAACGUCGUGGAAGAACAGGCACCGCAGCAUCCAGAAACGCCAGGCCCGGCGCUCACGCCAAAGCACGUGGUGCGGUCGCUGCCUCUGCUGAUGGUCACCAAGAACAGCAAGCUGCUGGCCCCCGGCCUGCAGUGCCGCCUCUGCCUGCGGCCCUUCUGCCUCGGCCAGUACGCCCGGCUGCUCCCCUGCGCCCACAAGUUUCACAGGAAAUGCAUCGACAGCUGGCUGCUCCACAAGUCCAACACGUGCCCCGUGGACGCACAAGUCAUAUACAGCCCUCUGCUCUGGAAGGACACGGCCGCGAGUGGGCGCGGCCAGCACCCCGCUCCUGGCACAGGGGCCGCCCGCUCGCCGAAGCAGGAGGACCCGGCGCUCUUCAUCCCCGGCACCGGGUUAGCGUUGCCACAGAGCAGAGCCGGGGGGCUGCCCGCCAUCCACCAGCGCAACUCCGAGAAGCGGAAGACGCCCCCGCACUGCACGGGCGCCCACGGGGAAGUGACCUCCGGCGACCCGCGCUCGCUCAGCGCAGACGACGCAGAUCCGAGGAAACUGAUCUACGAGCGUAAAAUCAGGCAGCACUUCCCCCGGUUCUUUCAGGAUCUGCCCACGGGACCCUUUGGGAGAACGCCGUCUCAAACCUUCCUUCCUUCCAUCACCCGCAAGAACAACGUGCGUCCCCCUGGGACGGGACGCCCCAGGAUCGGUGACCCCGGCCAGAGCCAGAAGCCGACCACAGGCUCCAAGCGCAUCCACCACCUGAAGAAGGUCCUCGGCGCCCGCAUCUGA
Pipistrellus nathusii (Nathusius's pipistrelle) is the source of this 1710-nucleotide messenger RNA. The record is from the annotation of a GenBank genome assembly. NCBI's taxonomy places the organism in Eukaryota, Metazoa, Chordata, Mammalia, Chiroptera, Vespertilionidae.